Molecule: messenger RNA, 3934 nt
Organism: Momordica charantia (bitter melon)
Lineage: Eukaryota; Viridiplantae; Streptophyta; Magnoliopsida; Cucurbitales; Cucurbitaceae
Source: RefSeq, a predicted model, not a curated record
UUAGUUUUACUUCGACGAAGUAACCCAUACCGGAAUUGCACAUAUUCCCCCCCUCUCUCUCUCUUCCGUUUUUCAAUAUUGCAUUGUUUUCUUUCCUCCCCGAACGCAACCACACCAACUUCCGAUUUUCCAUUUCUAGGUCUCGUACCUUGAUUCUUCAAAAUCCAUCUUCAUCGUAAAAGCAGCUACACUGAAUUCGCUUCAUUCUGCGUAGUCGCGUUGCCAGCGCUGCUAGGGCUGAAUUAGUGGAUUCCCGACUCGCCAGAUGUUCUUUACGGGCGAUUCAUCUACUCGUAAGCGAGUUGAUUUAGGUGGCCGGAGUUCCAAGGAAAGAGAUAGGCAGAAGCUUCUCGAGCAGACCAGAUUGGAGCGAAACCGCCGAUUGUGGUUGAGGCAGCAAAAUUCUGCUGCUCUCAAAAUUCAGAAAUGCUUCAGAGGGAGAAAGGCCUCUGAAGCUGAACAUUCUAAGGUGCGAGAGCAAUUUCAUGUUACUUAUGGAAAGCAUUGUGAGAAAGUUGACAGGCAUUGUUUUGGUCCUGAUUCAGAGUUUUUCCACCAGCUUCUCUUUUUCUAUGAUGCAAAACAUACUGGUGAUUUUUCGGUUCUUGUAGAGACCUGCCGGUUACUUCAGAAAUUUGUUCAAGAUACUGGGGAUGUAGUGAGCAUCUUUGCUGGCAAGGAUUAUUUUUGUAACAAAGCCUUGGUGGACUACAGAGUUAAGAAACUUGCAUAUGCUUGCAUCCAGACUGUUCAUCAUAAUAGACAUCAAUCAAGGGAUCAACUUUUUGCCGCACCUAAGAAUUCUAACUCAUCUACAACUCUAUUAUUAGACGCGGUUGUUAUCUUACUACAACCCAAACUCCCAUGGGUUUGUAAAAUUGUUGGCUACUUUCUGGAAAGAAAUGCCUAUGUGCUGAUUAGGGAUAUCGCUUUGACAGGGAAGGAAAGUACAAUUUCACAUUCCAACGGUUCAGUGCCUUCUUUAGAACAUCUGCUUUCUCUUCUGAGUUCUCAUGUUGGUGAGAAGCCAUGUUGUUGCCCACGUGUUGAUCCCAAUUGGAGUUUCUCCUCCCAAAUUCUUACUCUUCCUUUAUUGUGGCAGACAUUCCCUUACUUAAAGGAGGUUUUCGCUAGAUGGGGGUUGAUUGGACAUUACAUUCAUCAGAUGACAUCAUGUGUUCAACAAUAUGCAAAUGUUCUCCCAAAGGAUGUAACAGCUGACAUUACAGGUUAUGCCUGCCUUCUUGGAAAUGUACUAGAAAUUUCCAGAACUGCUCUGUCUCAACCCGACUGCUCAUCCGAAUUGGCUGUAGACCUUGCUUCCAUCACAACAUUCUUGCUGGAGCUACUUCCUUCGAUAAAAUCACCUCUUAAAGAUAUGAAAGAGAGUGCUUUGUUGGGUGAGGAUGAUGUGGUUGUGUCUGAUCAAGAAAUAGAAUUUGUUUUGGAUAAAGAUGUUGAGAAGCAGAUAUGUGAUGCUAUUGAUCCACGAUUUCUCCUGCAGUUGGCAAAUGCUUUAUUUGGACAAAUUUCACGAGUCAGUGGGUCUUAUGAUGGUCCUGAUGAUAAAGAGGUCACAGCUGUUGGCACAGCCUGUGCUUUCCUGCACGUCACUUUCAAUACCCUGCCUCUGGAACAAAUUAUUACUGUUCUAGCAUACAGAACAGAGUUAGUUCCAGUACUUUGGAAUUUUAUAAAAAGGUGCCACGAGAACCAAAAAUGGUCAUCGUUUUCAGAGAAGCUAGCAUAUUUAUCAGGAGAUGCUCCUGGCUGGCUCUUACCUUUGGCUGUUUUCUGUCCUGUGUACAAGCACAUGUUGACAAUCAUUGAUAAUGAGGAGUUUUAUGAGCAGGAGAAGCCACUAUCAUUAAAAGAUAUCAGAUGCCUGAUUAUCAUUUUAAGACAGGCCCUAUGGCAGCUUUUAUGGGUGAGUCCUGCAGCUCCCAGUAACUUUGCAAAACCUGUUGCUAGUGCCCAUGUUACUAAGAGGCACACUGUUGAAUUUAUUCAAUACAGGGUUACGAUUGUAGCUUCGGAGCUCCUGUCACAGUUGCAAGACUGGAACAAUAGACGGCAAUUUACACCCCCCAGUGACUUCCAUGCUGAUGCUGUGAAUGAUUAUUUCAUUUCUCAGGCAGUGAUAGAAAACACCAGAGCAAAUGACAUACUGAAGCGAGCUCCAUUUUUAGUACCAUUUACAAGCAGGGUUAAGAUUUUCACUUCACAAUUAGCUGCAGCUAGGCAAAGUCAUGGAUCUCAUGCAGUUUUUGCUAGAAAUCGGUUUAGAAUUCGACGAAAUCAUAUAUUGGAAGAUGCUUACAAUCAGAUGAGUGCAUUGUCUGAAGAUGAUCUUCGAGGAUCGAUACGCGUAUCAUUUGUCAAUGAAUUUGGCGUUGAGGAGGCUGGAAUUGAUGGUGGUGGUAUUUUCAAGGAUUUCAUGGAGAACAUUACACGUGCAGCCUUUGAUGUGCAGUAUGGUUUAUUUAAGGAAACAGCCGAUCACUUGCUCUACCCCAAUCCUGGUUCAGGAAUGAUACACGAGCAACAUCUCCAAUUUUUCCAUUUCCUCGGAGUUCUUUUGGCAAAGGCCAUGUUUGAAGGCAUUCUUGUUGACAUACCUUUUGCAACAUUUUUCUUGAGCAAGUUAAAACAAAAGUACAACUAUCUGAAUGACUUGCCAUCCUUGGAUCCUGAAUUGUAUCGCCAUCUUAUUUUCUUGAAGCAUUUUGAAGGUGACAUUUCCGAACUGGAGUUAUAUUUUGUUAUUCUAAACAAUGAAUAUGGAGAGCAAACAGAAGAAGAGCUGCUCCCUGGAGGAAAAAACCGUCGUGUGACCAGUGAAAAUGUCAUCACAUUCAUUCAUCUUGUUGCCAAUCACCGUUUGAACUUUCAGAUACGGCAGCAAAGUUCUCAUUUCUUGAGAGGGUUUCAGCAGCUUAUACAGAAAGAAUGGAUUGAUAUGUUUAAUGAGCAUGAAUUCCAGCUUUUGAUAUCAGGAUCACUAGACAGCUUGGAUGUUGAUGACCUACGGACACAUACUACUUACUCCAGUGGCUAUCAUAAAGAACAUUAUGUCAUUGAGAUGUUUUGGGAAGUUAUCAAAAGCUUCUCAGUAGAAAAUCAAAAGAAAUUUUUGAAGUUUGUUACUGGUUGCUCUCGAGGACCGCUUCUUGGCUUUAGAUACCUCGAGCCAUCUUUUUGCAUACAAAGGGCUGCUGGUAAUGCAAAUGAAGAAGCUCUUGAUCGCUUGCCUACAUCGGCCACUUGUAUGAAUCUUUUGAAGCUUCCUCCUUAUAGGAGCAAAGAGCAACUGGCAAACAAAUUGCUGUAUGCCAUAAAUGCAGAUGCGGGUUUUGAUUUAAGCUAAUGUACAUAGUACCUGCUCAAUGUUCCUUCUAUUCUCCUUCGUACUUUGCAUUGGACGGAUCAUAYGAGGAAAUAUAUAAAGAUGCAUGUGGAGCAAGUUGGAGGACCAGAUAAACUGCAAGGGGAACCACUUGAGCAUAGGUCGGACUCUGAAAGCCAUUUCUGGCCAGUGCUGAUUUAAAUUGAAAAAUGCCUAAAAAAUAUACGACUCAGCCAGAGAUUGCGUCUGCCAAGCAGGUAUCGCAUUGGCUAUGGAAUAAGUUUGUACAAAAAUCUUAGGAUUGUUUUGUUGUGUCAUAGAGGAGCCAUGGCCCUACCCCUAUUUUAGCUAGGAUCUUAGAAAUUGAAUACACUCUCACUAAAGACGGUGUAUAUAAUAUAUUUAUAUUUAUGUAUGUAUAUUCUUGUUUCUCGAUCGUACAGAGAAAUACAGUACCUGGUGAUUGAGGAAGGUCUCAAAUGGUUUCGGAGUUACUUGUACAUUCUGGACUUAGUUAUCUUGCACCACGUUCUUGUUCUUGUUAUUAUUCCAGAGAAUCAGAAAGAAAUACAGGAGCAUUUUUGUUAA